Molecule: messenger RNA, 589 nt
Organism: Dromaius novaehollandiae (emu)
Lineage: Eukaryota; Metazoa; Chordata; Aves; Casuariiformes; Dromaiidae
Product: histone H2B 7
Exons: 1
Coding region: 71-451 (126 amino acids)
Cellular component (GO): nucleosome
Molecular function (GO): DNA binding; protein heterodimerization activity; structural constituent of chromatin
Source: RefSeq, a predicted model, not a curated record
AUAGGGGGGGCAGCGGCCAUUUUCGAGGUUGUUGAGGUUCUGUAAAGGUCUUCGAAAGAAAAUUUUGAAGAUGCCUGAGCCGGCGAAAUCUGCACCAGCACCGAAGAAGGGCUCGAAGAAAGCCGUCACCAAGACGCAGAAGAAGGGUGAUAAAAAGCGAAAGAGAACGAGGAAAGAAAGCUACUCGAUCUACGUGUACAAGGUGCUGAAGCAGGUGCACCCCGACACCGGGAUCUCAUCUAAGGCCAUGAGCAUCAUGAAUUCCUUCGUCAACGACAUCUUCGAGCGCAUCGCCGGCGAGGCGUCGCGCCUGGCGCACUACAACAAGCGCUCCACCAUCACGUCGCGGGAGAUCCAGACCGCCGUGCGGCUGCUGCUGCCCGGCGAGCUGGCCAAGCACGCCGUCUCCGAGGGCACCAAGGCCGUCACCAAGUACACCAGCUCCAAGUAAAAAGGUUUUAGUCUGCAACCCAAACGGCUCUUUUAAGAGCCCCCCACCUUUUCUGUAAAAGAGCUGGGAUUGCAAUUAAAAACAUUUCGAGAUUUUUUAGUUUAUUCCUAAACUAAAUAAAAGCAUGCUUAAAUAACA